AAUAAGGACCCCAAAAAAAGUUGUCGAGCGAACUGAGUGAAAGAGAGAGAAAAAACGGAACCCUUCCCACUCUCCAAAAAUCACGGGGAGUGACUGUGACAGGAGGAAGGGGACAGACAGACAGAGAGAGAGAGGGAGAGAGCUGAAGAAGCCCUCGCAGGACUUCAUCACAUUUCUUUCAGGACUGCGCGGACCACAAACGGACCACAACCUAAUCACCAAACCUGGACUGAUAAUCAAUAGCGGUGAUUAGUCGCGGAGUGAGACCUGUUGUGGGGAGACUCUUGGAGGAGCAUGCGGUUCGGUUUACUAUUCAGGCUCUAUGUGCUGUGGGGCUUUGUGGUGGUCACGACCUCCGUGACCAAGGCAGCCAAGAGGAAGGUGGCAGGCAGACGGUCCAGACAGGUGUUUGACGCAGAGCCUGUGGAGGGGGUGUGGUCAGUCUGGGGGGAGUGGUCUGAAUGCUCUCAGACCUGCAGCGUAGGCGUCUCACAGAGGAGCAGGAAGUGUUUACCUCCUCCACCUCCCCAGAACCCUCCCCUCUCCCACUCUCCACCUAACUGGGCAGGUUAUGUGCCCGGAGGCAUCGGAGGUCCUGUCAUCUCACCUUUGCGCCCCUUUUACCCUCCUCGUUACCCCGGGCAACACCAGCCUUAUCACUCCCCAUCAAUCCCCACCCAUCACAACCCGGGGCUGCCUUUGUAUCGGAAUACCAAUACCGGGGGAGGAGUAGGAGGAGGAGGAGGAGGAGGAGGUGGAGGUGGAGGAGCUCCUGUACCAGGACAGGCCAAUCCAAACCCUCCUUAUUACCAGCCAGAAUUCCCCCCAACCAAUCAAGACCAUGUGUCUGUUUACCGAUCGCCCUACCACGCCCCUUCACACGGCUACAACCAGCCAGCACGCAUCAUCAGGAGACCAACCAAUCCAGGAACAGCGAGGGCUGCAGGGAGCAGAAGGUCGAUCUCUGCCAAUCGGGACGGUUUGCCUGCGAGGAGGCCUUCUGCCAUCCGUCCAGGUCAGUUUGGGUACGGCAGAGUCCCGUUCUCUCUGCCUUUGCAUCGUCCCAACCGCCAGGCUCGCCACACUAUUAACGGCACUGAUGUUGAAACACCAACUGGAGUCAAUGAAGAUGACGUAGACAGGACAGAGGAAGAGGUGACAGGGAGUGAUGGAGAAGAUAGUGAGGCAGGGAGGCGUGACGAGGAGGAGGAGGGCACAGAGGGGCCUGCUGCUGAGGAGUUUCCCACGACAACCACCACAACUGGCAACCCACACCGCCAUGUUGACCGACCCCCACAAACCAACACAGAGCAUGUGAGGGCAAGAGAGCGAGCCCCGCCCUCUCACCCCUUCUCACGCUCCUCAUCACCAUCUUACCUAUCCAGCCGCCAUCGGUUUGAUUGGCACUCUGUCACUGCCCCGCCUCCUCCCGUCCCUCCUCUGUCCCGACCAAACUCCCCCGCCAUCUCGUCACCUUUUUCCCCUCCUCUCCACCGCUCCAGUCCAGUGCACAGAGAAAGGGAGCUCCACCCAGGCUUCAGCCCCCACGCCCCCCAUGCCCCACCACCUGGCGACAUCUACCCGCUACAGCACCCCCACAUCCCGCACCUGGGAGUGGAACCAGGCAGGGAUGGAGGAAGAGGAGCUCCUCAGGUGUACAGAUGCCCUGGGCCAGAGAAGGAGUACCGCAGGUGCUUUUCGCAGGUGUGUGGAGCGGGUGCGUUGGACUCCAGAGCAGAGCAGUGUGCAGCCUUUAACACCCAGGAGUUCAUGGGUCGCCUUUACGACUGGGAGCCUUUCACUGAGGUUGGUGUGGACAAACAGUGCGAGCUGACCUGCAGGCCUGCCGGCUAUCGUUUCUACGUCCGCCAGGCCGAGCGCGUCAGAGAUGGCACCCCUUGCUUCAACGUCAGCUCAAACGAUGUGUGUGUAGAGGGUCGGUGUCUGACCGAGGGCUGCGAUGGCAUACUGGGUUCCGGCUCUGUGAUUGACAAGUGUGGAGUGUGUGGUGGGAAGGAGAGCUCCUGUCGAAAGGUGACGGGAAGCUUCCAGAAUGUCACAGUUCCCCUUGGUUACUACAAAAUCCUGGACAUCCCACCCGGGGCUACAUUCAUCAACAUUACAGAGAGACGAGCCAGCCCCAAUUACCUGGCCAUGAGGAGCGGCACUGGGGCUUCAGUGGUGAAUGGGCGUUGGGCUGUGGACCCUCCGGGGGACUACCAGGCAGGAGGGACCACCUUCACCUACACCCGACCUAGAGCACAGGCAGACGGGGAGGAAGAGAGAGGCGAGUCCCUCAGGGCUCCAGGACCAACCACCACACAGCUUCAGCUAUAUAUCAUUUUCCACAAGGAGAACCCGGGCAUCGACUACGAGUUUUACGUCCCUGUCGAGAAGAAGGAGGCAGAGAGGGAGAGGCUGACAGAGAGGGAGAGGGAGGUACCCAGAGAGAGGCCGAGGGAGCGAGAGCCAGCGAGAGAGCGAGAGCCACCGAGGGCACCCCUUCGCAGUCCUCUCACAGUGUCAGUUGAAGACCCUCUCCCUGCUCCUCCCCCUAUUUCGGUCCCUUCUUUCCCCUCCUCCUCCUCCUCCUCUAGCUCUGUGUUUUCUCCUCCCUCCUCGGACCGAUGGACACCUGGAAGGUCACGCACUCGGGGCUCUGCGCCCAAUAGGAAUGCUCGCAUCCCCCCUCGCACUGACCUGCCACCAGACACUCAGCCACCAUUUGUGUGGAGGAGAGGAGGACUCACAGAGUGUUCUGCGUCCUGUGGCAAAGGUUUUCAGAACAGAAUCAUUCUGUGUAUAAACCGCCACACAGACGAAGAAGUCCCAGACAGGAAGUGUGACUCUGCAGCCAAGCCGGUUCCUGAGGAGGAGCCCUGUAACACAUUUCCCUGCCCACCAUUCUGGGAGGCUAGUUCAUGGUCAGAGUGCAGCGUCUCCUGUGGCCCCGGGAUGCAGCAGAGGCAGCUCCAGUGCAGGCAGAGCUUUGGGAACCGCUCCACUAUGGUCCACCCUCAGCGCUGUGCCAACCUCACCCCACCAGAGUCCACGCAGGCAUGUCAGCUCAGCGUGUGCUCCCACUGGGAGGUCAGCUCCGAUUGGAGCACGUGCUCAGUGGACUGUGGAGUCGGGAGGAGGACGAGGAGCGUGCGCUGCGUCAGCGAUCAAGGCAGCGAGGUGAACGAAAAGGAGUGCAACUCCAGGAUUCGCCCACGAGGAACUGAGGAGUGCAACAUGGGCCCCUGUGUAACCAACUGGUACUUCACCAACUGGUCCAACACUUGUUCUGCGCCGUGUGGCCCCGGGGUGCAGAAGAGGGAGGUGGUGUGUCUGACUCGAGGAGGAGUCAGGGAGGGAGGAGGGGCAGGGGACUGUGUUGGGGAUAAACCGGCAGAGAUGAAGGCCUGCAACGGGGGUCCCUGUGUGCCGACAACCAUUUGGUACAGCAGCCCCUGGACACAGUGUAAUGUCCCCUGUGGGAAUGGAACCCAGCGACGAGACAUCAUUUGUGUCCAGAGGAUGGGGAAUGAUUUUUCUGUCGUACCAGUCAGCGAGUGCGCUCAUCUGGACAAGCCUGCCGCGGUCCAGGAGUGUGAGAUGGGAGAGUGUGAGCCACAGUGGUUCACAACAGAGUGGAGCGCGUGCUCACGUUCGUGUGGAAAAGGCUUACAGAUGAGGGAGGUACGGUGUCUGACACCGGACAAAAAGCACAGCCAAGAAUGUGACUUGGACACCAAACCUGCACAGGAGCAAAUCUGCAACACAAUACCCUGCAGUCCACAAGUCGCAGAUGAAAACUGCCGGGACAGACGUCACAACUGUGUGAUGGUGGUUCAGGCCAGGCUGUGCGUCUACUCCUACUAUAAGACCAACUGUUGCGCCUCGUGUACCCAGAGUGCUCAGCGGGCCAAGAGGCACUGACCAGCCAAUCACACAGACAGCCCAGGUGUGCCAGAAGUCAAGGAUGAGGUCAAAGGGCUGAUCACCCCCGACAUGAUAAACCUGUAGAAAGGACAGCCCAGUGUAGACGUAUUCCCUGUGAUGGCCGUCAGAUAACAUUUAGCUAUUUUCUCCUGAUUCUUCAGGUAAAACACUGUGAAAGCAGCCGGUUCCUUUUUCCCAGUUCUCUGUAUACGAUCUCAUAUCGUCUAUUAGAACCACGUACUCCACUGAGAUUGCAUCUGUUUACUUUGUGCGUUAGCUUUAACAGGUUCGUAAUGUGUCACACACGGGGCUGGGUGAUGCAUUCGCUGCAGUUUCAACUCUCAUUUCUAAGGCUGAGAGAUUAUAAAGGAAGGUGCUCACUAUGGACACAGCUGUGUUUCAACAGCAAAUUUAGCCUUUUUUUUUUUUAAGAUUCUCUUUAAUCUACGGGAUCUUAAAACAGACGUAAUUAGACAUGCAUACCACUAAUUAUGAAAAGAAACGUGCUGAACAAAUAAUUACCAUGUGUGCUAGACAAACUGUGUAUACUGUAGUGCUACGUGUGCUGAGGAUCUACUGGAAUAGAUCUGCUGUGUGCACCCAGCUCAGCUAGAAGGAUUUCAUUAACAUAUCGUACGUCUUUUUCUGUUUGCCAAAAAAUUCUCCUCAAGCGUCCUCUUAUUGUCGAGUUCAGUAUUUGGACAGAUGAACCAAAGGAGUGGGGUGACCAUGGCAGUACGUGACCAAAUAUAUCAGAGCGGGAAGAGGUGAGAAUCCUCCCAAACUAGAGGGAUGAUGAGACAUGGACGUUAAAGAUAGACUAUGCAGGAUUUUCCUAAAACAAAUACAGACUCAUACAGAAGUAAUCCCUCUCAAUCUUCACUUAUGACCCACUAAAAGUGUGUGGCGGUGCUUGUAUUUUCUUAUUUCCUUUUAUUUUCUGUGCACAGGACGUUUAUGGGCGUGCCGUGUACCCUCGCAGUGCUCAUGUGAGGGCAGGGGUUUAUGAAAAGGUAGCAUCAGGAUGUCAGAAAGUAAGCAGCAGGCAUCCAAGAGACACUGCACCAAAAAUUUUUAAAUGUAGCGAAGCAAAACGCCAAACAAGAAUAAAUCUAGGGUUGUCUUUCACUUUCAAUGGCGAGUGUCUUUACAAACAGUAACCAACAAUCCUGCAUAGUUUACCUUUAAACAAGCAGCACAGACAUAUUCAUGUCAGUUACAUACACAUGUAGUGGUUUUAAAGAGGAAACAGACAACUUCUUAACUUUUCACUCCCUCAAAUUUUUAAGUGGUGUUAUUGUUGGUGCCGCUGCCACAGUCGACACACUCCCUUUGUACUGUAAAAUGAGCCGUAAUUUCCCCAGGAGAGCAAGAUGGUGUCAUUAUUCUAUAGCCAUUACAUAUGCAAUCCUCAUUUACUUCAUAAUGAUCAAUUAAAGCUAAAGACUUGUCUGUUUCACUUUAAAGAGAGCUGCUGGUGUGAAGAUUCAUAGUUUUUUCUUUUUACUAAACUAAAGCUGCUGCUCACUGAAUAACCCACACACACACACACACACACACACACACACACAAAAAAUCAAGUGAUAAGACUGGUGUAUACUUUUCUCCUUGUCAACAAAUCACAUGAAAAGACCAAACCAACAAUGUGUGAUACAUUUUCAUUUGUUUUUUAAAUGCUCAGUAAUUUUCUUGAAACAGCUGGGCAGUGUAGUUUUUACUUAAAAAAAAAAAGAGUAAAUAAUGUUUUUGUUAGGGACUAUUUUCAGCUGCUGAUUAACAGACGUGGUUUUAAGAGGAGUUUUACGCACAGAGAAAUAAGCUCUUUGAGGCUACUCAGCCUAUAUGUGUUUCUUCAUGGGAUUUCUUGACAAUAGGAAAAAUUUAAAAUGUCGCCUUUAAACCAUGAACUUGGUGAUGCACAGGUUUGGAGAUGUAAAACGAGAUGGCCAAUUCAGUCGGCAGAUGAAAUGUUGCCAUUGUACGUUUCUGCAAACCACAGCUAUGUUACAAUUGCACAUUAUUAUGUAGCAGAUACUUUGAAGGCAAUGCAGCUUUAUUUUGUCAAGCACAUUUCAUACACAAGGGCAACUCAAAGUGCUUUACAGAGCAAUACAAUAUGAAACAUACAGAAAAGAGUAAAGAGAAAAAAGGUAAAAUUGAUUACUGAAUGAUUUACAAUUUAAAAAAAAAAUCAUAAUUUAAAUUAGCAAAAGUGCAGACAAGAGGUGCAAUCAUACAAAAGUUAUUUAAAAUGAUUUGAAAUUUAGUUUAAAAAUAAGGUUGCCGUCAUUGCAGAGUGGCGUAGGCAGUGUAAAAAAAGAAUUUUUCAUAGCUUUGGGGCUUGUCUAACAUCAUCUAAGAGGUUAUUCCAGGUUUGUGCUGCAUGAUAACAAAACACUGCUUCACCAUGUUUUGUUCUGACUCUUAGUCAGAACAAAACAGUGGGACAGCCCCAGAUGUCCUCAGGAUCCUAGAAGGGUCAUAUGUCACAAGCAUGACAGAGAUUUGUUGGGUGCUGAGCCACAGAGUGAUUUCUACACAAAUGGCAAGAUUUUGAAAUCAAUUCUCAGUUCAGUUCAAACUUUACGUUUAUGCUUAACAGCACUGUGGUUAACUGUGGUUAGGUUUUGGCACAAAAAACACUGUUAUGAUUAGAAAAAGACCAUUUUUGGCCUUAAAAUACCCAGUUUAGGGGGCGGGAAAAGCAGCUAUGUCCCAGUAAUAAACAACCCCUUAUGGAGCCUAAAAAGCUGUUGUAAAAACAGCAACUGGUUGCUAAUAAAGCUGCUGGAAAAAUAGCAGCAGGUUGCUGCAAAACACCCACGUUUGGUGCCUAAGAAGCGGCAGGAAUCAACCCGCUUAACUCGCCAAAAAACAACCAGUUUUGUUUAUUUGUUGGUCUCAAACAGAGGUCUGCAGCUUGGCAGGCGUCUCACCCCCCCGUCCACCUCCAGAUGACAAACUCAGCUCAUAUAAUGUCACUUAAGAAACGUUCGUGCUUUGCAGAAAUGUACAAUGCCAACAUUUUCUUCUGGCCACCGGGCUGCAGUGACCUAAUUUUGCAAUUUAGUGAUCACAGCACCACGAUGAUUUGCCAAGGUAUUAAAAAAAACCCCUCAUCUUUAUAUCCUCCCUGUUUCCUCGCCUCAUCUCAAUAUCCUCUCUUUAUGCAUCCGUCAUCACCAUCUGAGGAGGAGAUGAUGAUGAAUCUGUCCUGUGAGAGUAGGUGAAGCCAGAAUUAGUAAACCUCAUGUAGACGGAGAAAGCUGCUUUCUUACAACAGUCCUUUAAUACGUUAAACGCAGUCAUUCUGCUCUGACCUGAGAGUAAACCUCUGUAUAUGUGUGUAAGUACUCUUUAUGCUUUUUCUCUCUUAUUACUGUUGUUACUUUACUCUUUACACACACACACACACACACACACACCCUGCCCACUCAAAGGUGAGGAGUCUGUAUAUUUGUCAGAUAUGUUUUAAUGUCUAUAAUUUCUUUGAACAUAGUAGGUGCUUAUGUUUUAUAACUGAGUAGAGGUAUCAGAAGUGUUGUUGUAGACAAUUAUCCAACAUUUAUCCACAUCUAACUGUCAUAUAACUAUUUUGCAUUCGACAAGAGAAUCAGUGAUGUCAUCGUACUCGUGAGAUUUGGAUGUUUGCGUGUGUGACGUGUCUGUGUGCUCAUGUAUGUGCAUGUGUGAAUGUGUGUGUUGCGAUCGUGGCUUUGAAUGUGUCAUUCUUGUCUCUAAUCCCUCGUAGUAAAAAAAUUACUUUUUAUAUAAAAACAAACAAAGGAUAGUAAUUUAUCUAUUAUCGAAAGAACAUGUAAUUUAUUUUUGUUUUAAGAAGCUGUAGCAAAUUUUCUUUGUUACCACCAGAGUUUAUAAGAUUGUUAUUGUUGAUACACAGACAGAUUUUUUUUUUUUUUUUUUUUUAUCAUGCAAAAACAAAAAACAGUGUGGAAAAAUUAUUAUCUCAAAGCUUCAUUUUAAAUAAAACAACACGGAAAUUAA
Molecule: messenger RNA, 7932 nt
Organism: Epinephelus moara (kelp grouper)
Lineage: Eukaryota; Metazoa; Chordata; Actinopteri; Perciformes; Serranidae
Gene: adamtsl4
Product: ADAMTS-like 4
Exons: 17
Coding region: 295-3924 (1209 amino acids)
Biological process (GO): extracellular matrix organization
Cellular component (GO): extracellular matrix
Molecular function (GO): metalloendopeptidase activity
Source: RefSeq, a predicted model, not a curated record